[Torrubiella] hemipterigena is the source of this 2198-nucleotide messenger RNA. The record is from the annotation of a GenBank genome assembly. NCBI's taxonomy places the organism in Eukaryota, Fungi, Ascomycota, Sordariomycetes, Hypocreales, Clavicipitaceae.
UCCGUAUAUAUAGUAUAACUGCUGCUGUAAUGGAAUUGCUACCAUGCUGAAAAGCCACAUUCAUUUCACACCCCCUACCAUUCAUCAUGCGUCUCCUCAACGGCAUCUCUUUGCUCUUGACAAGCGGUAACCUGCUCUGCAUGGCAGUCGACCCGCCCCCUCCUCCUGAUAAUGCCAUUGAUUUGGGCGAUAGAAAAAUCAACCGAGAUAAUUGCACGCGCGGAAUAGAUCUCAAACCCCAGACUGGUGACUUGUGCCAAUUUACCUGUGCCCUUGGUGUCUGUGAGGCAACCAAGUGCGAGUGCAUCGAGCAUAGCAGCGAAGUCAAACCACUACCUGCAGGGGACAAGACCAAAUCCAACAUCAAAUCCUACAAUUCUGACGAUUCUGCACUCAAUAACCUGUGCGGCGUCGCCUGCAGAUAUGGCCACUGCCCCGCUGACAUUUGUGAUACCGACCCGACACCACUGAACAAGAUACAUGCUGAGUAUUUCGUCUGUGGUCUCGACAGCGAUGGUGACUGUGUUUCAAAACCCGUGGAUCAGUAUGCCCUGCGUGAGAAGGACAGGGCCUUGACUUGCGCAAUCUCAGUGAAUCCAGCGAAGACUGACGUAGCGAAAUGUGAGAGGCUCUGUAAGCCCGAGCUGGAUAAGGCCAAGGCAGACGGCGCACUCAUCACAAACUACGGAUGCAUCCCCAAAACAGAGACGGGUAUGUGGCCGAUAAAUGGACCAGAUCCGUUUAUCAACGGCAUCGCGCCUGGUAGAUGCGUCUGCAACAGUGGCCUUGUCAAUGAGCUGGCCGGGUUUGUCUUUGAGAAUCUGGCCGCCCUUGCCGAGAUUGGAUGCUUCAUUUUCAUGCGAGCUUUCGAAUCGCUCGUAAAAAUUGGUCUAAAACUAUUCCCCGAGAUUGGCGAGCCCAUCGAGCUUGGCCUUGACGCCAUCACAACCACCAUCCAGACCUUUCAGUACCUCUAUCCAGACUCCGAAGGACCCAAAGAGGCUUUCGACUGGUGGCUUUCUCCCUGUGGCGACACAUCGCUGGUUCCCGAUGACCUGAAAAAGGCAUUUGACAUUGUGGACGAGGUAUCUGGCCACCUUAAGCCUUUCAAGGCCCCUAAAGGCGUUGCGAAGCACAGCGGGAAACUAGGCGAUAAAACCAACCCGUUCAAAAAGGCUCGUCUGGCCAAGGCUGAGGUCCCAGGCCCCCCCGAGGGCAGAGAGGCCUUGAAAAAGGUUCCCCAAUUAUUGGAAAAAUGCGAGAUCCCCAAGGAGAAGCAGUUCCGCAAGAUUGGCGUCCACACAGUCCGCGAGCUAGCCUGUGCAGAUGACCACAAGACGACCACGACGAACUGGGUCGUAACCAGCAUCAACUAUCCUACUGCCACAUCUGUUCCUACCGUCAUGGCCACAGCUACAUGCUCCAAAGAAUACGGCCAAGCGUGCCAUCACUACAGCUCCGCCAUUCGACAGAACAGCAAGUUCGCAACAGUUACCUGUCCCCCAGAUGCUGGCACAACAGCCGUCCACCGUGACCCAGCUCCCGCUACAGUCGCCUGGCAGAAGGAACACUCUGGCCAAGGAUGGCUAGACCUCCCUCCCAAUCUCAAGGAUAACAAGGAACAGGCCCAGAACUUGUCAGCUCUCUGCGACAAGGCCGUGUGGCCGCCGUCAGAGCUUCUCGACGCCAAGUCCCCUGACUUCCUGGAAGGUGGUAAGCGAAAGGAUGCACAAUUGGUCCGGUUUAUACCAAGAAAGGACAGCAGACUAUCGAGCAAGAUGUGGAGCAACGUGUGCUUCACCGCGCCGCUUCAGGAUAUCGAUGGACCGACCCUCAAGGCUCUCUGCGAAAAGGACAAGGCUGGCAAGACCGUGUUUUGGCCUCACGGGACGGAAAAACGCUGCAAGAUUGACGUAGACAAGAUACCUGUCUUUACCAUUACCGAGUUCCAGCAUGACAAGGACGAGUUUGACGGUCUAACUACCAACUCGCCCUGCUGGCCGUCUGCUAAGGUGGAGGCCGAUCCCGGCUUCGCUCUUCUCGGCAAAGAUGCCUUCUAUGACCAGUAUUCACCUCAAUUCGACUACAGCGUCAACGUCGGUGGUGCAAGUCCGAACGAUACCACUGAGCAGCCAGACGGUCCGAUAAAGCCGAUAUUUAGGCCGAAUCGACUUGGGAUUCCCAUGUCACUGAAGUAG